AUGUUUCCACUCACUCCAUCUUCACCUUCCCCAUCCAUGACCUUCCUCGCACCCGCCCUCCCCUUUCUAAAGUGGAAGGGCACUUUCCAACAAUACAAGUACCUCGCAACAAUACCACAAGAGUGCUCCCCGCCCAUCAUGACCACCAGCUACCUCGCCACCAGUCUCAACUUCGGCAACCCGCCCUUCUCGCGUCUUAAUGAGCUCAAGAAUUGGCUUAAGGGCUACAUCACCACUCCGGACUUCUUCACAAAAGAGCCCCGCCACGCUCUUGAUGAUCUCCACGCCGCUCUGUUGGCCGUCGCCAAAGAGAUUGGCAUGAAGCUGGACCCGGAGCUUGAGGCAACUAUUCACACUGCAGGCGAUGAAUCGCACAGCAUCCAGUGUGACGAGGACUCGUUCUGGACCACUCGGGUGCUGGAUGUGCAUAAGCUGUGCACCACAGGACUGAUCGGCAUCAAGACUUUGAGUCGCGAGAGAGUCAUCGCCCUCCUCCUCAUCGCCCGCGACGAAGUCCAAUGGGUCGCCAACGAAAUCCGACGCCUCGACGUCCAUUGCAAGAACGCAGCCGACCUGAAAGGCUGCAAGAACCGAGAGAGCUUCAGCUACUACCCUUCGCCACGAAAGGAGCUGGCAGCAGACCUGAAGAACCUCAAGGGCUCAGGCGUCAUGGUACGACUUGAUGGCAAGGCAGUCGAUGUCGAUGAUAUGGACGAGCUCCUGGAUGGUAGCGAGAUUAAGGAUGAGGAUAUGAUCGAUGCUGAGAAGGAGAUUGAGGAGGAGAGGAGAGAUAGCAAGGAUAUUGUGGGGAAUGUGAAGAGGGAGAACUUGGAUUAUUUGGAGCUUUGA
This is a messenger RNA of Fulvia fulva, 849 nucleotides long. RefSeq lists its product as uncharacterized. The transcript has 2 exons. The record is from RefSeq and is a predicted model, not a curated record. The coding region runs from base 1 to 849 and encodes 282 amino acids. Lineage: Eukaryota; Fungi; Ascomycota; Dothideomycetes; Mycosphaerellales; Mycosphaerellaceae.